Molecule: messenger RNA, 1110 nt
Organism: Purpureocillium lilacinum
Lineage: Eukaryota; Fungi; Ascomycota; Sordariomycetes; Hypocreales; Ophiocordycipitaceae
Cellular component (GO): RAVE complex
Source: RefSeq, a predicted model, not a curated record
AUGUCCAUCGCCAUCUGGCCGCCCGUCCCGCCGGCGGAGCUCCCCGCGCGGGUGGCCGAGACGCGGGCGCGCGAGCUGGCCUGGAUCGCGGGCGAGACGCUCGACGCGUGCCGCGAGCUCAAGCACGGGCUCGAGGACUGCUACGCGCUGCUGGCGCCCGUCGACCCGGGGAGCACGCUCGUCAUGAGCACGCGACACAACGAGAAGGUCAAGGGCACGCUGACGCGCGUCGGCACCCGCAUCGUCAAGGGGACGCUCCAUCUGCAGCUCCGGACGCUGCCCGCGCAGACCAUCUCCGUUGACCCGUCGUCGCCUAUCCACAUCCCCGCCCUCGACGAGCUGCACACGCACCUCACCCAGUCCAUCGACCUCCUCGGCGUAUGCCUCUCCCGCGCCGCCUCUCCCUCAUCGUCAUCAUCAUCGCCGCCGCCGUCGUCAUCAUCCCCAGCCAUCGACGCCCCCUACCUGGCCUCCACCCUCGCCCUGCUCGCCGACUCCCUCGCCGCCUCCUCCGCCCUGCUCAAGGGCCCGCAGCAGCUCGCCGUCCCGUCCGCCUCCAACUCCGGUCACGGCUCCGGCUCCGCGCCGCAACCACCCCCAGACACGUCCGCCUGGCUCACCUCUUCCUGCCCGGCGCACCACUUCACCCCGCCCUGCCCCAGCCCGCACCACCUCAGCGUCCACCUCGGCCUGCAGGAGAGCUGCGUCGUCCUGCACCUCCGCGCCCUCGAGCCCGCCGGCGCGCCCGUCCACUUCGGCACCAAGCUCGGCCUUGCUAUCGGCACCGUCCGCCGCCUCGAGCACGACGAGAUGGACACCGUCUUCCGCUACCGCCCCGCUGGCGACGGCAGCGCAGAGUCCAAGCACCCCAGCGCCAGGCACUCGCCCGACCCCAGUGCCCACGGGAGCGUCGGGAGCGGGAGUGCAGCCGGCGGCGGCGGCGGCGGCGACGCCGUCGAGCAGGUCUACGUCCGGGAAAAGGUGCGCAUCGAGAGCGCCGACCCGAGCCUCAUAUCCCUCUACUCGAAACUCGGAUACCUGAGCCACAUGCUGGGCCAGACGCGGCGGAACCUCGCCGCCGUCAUGGGCGUGGACCUGGACGAGGCUUGA